Labrus bergylta (ballan wrasse) is the source of this 16106-nucleotide messenger RNA. NCBI's taxonomy places the organism in Eukaryota, Metazoa, Chordata, Actinopteri, Labriformes, Labridae. The record is from RefSeq and is a predicted model, not a curated record.
AUGGCUAAUAUAGAGGGAGGGGGAGAAACCAGCCUCCACCAAGGCGACCAAGAAGAGCCUCCUGGAGACAGCCCAAGCAUGACGAGGGGAAGAAGAUCAGAUCAAUGUGACAUUCCCAUCGGAAAAUGGCUGGGGGAUGCCUCCAAGAGGAAAGCCACAGGACUUGGUCCAGCAGUGCAGGAAAAAGGUUGUAGGUCUGGCUAUUCCCAGUGGAAGCUGCUUGCAGAUGUUCCCUCCGCUGUCUGUGUGGAACACACUAACAGCCCUAGGAAAAGUAAGAAGGGAGAGGAAGACAGCUGCACGCAGGUAACUCCAUCUGUUUACACCCAGGAGAUGUUACAGUCUACAGAGGAGCGUCUAGCUAACAGCAAUGAGGUGCAACCACCCCGUAUCCUGGAACUGCUUGACAUGAGCAUGACGACACAUCACAAAUUGUCAUUGGUAGAUAUGGAUCAGCCUCUCUUCCAGCCCUUCCCAUCCGAGCUUGUCUUCCAGAACUUCACUCCUACACAAACCUACAAGUUACCUCUACUUCUACUCAACAAUGACAAGGUUUCACGACAAGUGAAGGUGGAGCAGCAGGACUCAGAGUAUUUCCAUGUGGUUGGUCCAGAGGAUGCAGGGAGCAAGGUCGCACCAGGAUUGUCUGCCACCUUCACUGUUUACUUCACUCCACAGGAAAACAAGGACUACCACCACAGUCUAGUUUGUGUGACGGAGAGAGAGCGGUUUGAGGUCCCAAUCUGCGCCAUUGGGCCACGUGCCAUUCUAGACUUCCGUGAUGAGUUCCAUUUACCUGUCUGUCCAGUAAAAACUUCCACACAGAGGACUCACCUAGUCCGCAAUAUAGGAAACAGUGAGGCCAAGUUCACACUUAGCACACAGAGGCCUUUCUCAGUGACGCCCUCUGCUGGAACCCUGGAAGUAGGAGAGGGCAUGCAGGUGACAGUGGAUUUUAACCCCAUGACUAUAGGAGACCACAGCCAGGACCUACUUCUGCACUAUCAUACUGGUGAAGAUGUUUACAUUGGCUUGUAUGGGGCUUGUGAGGAGGUGAACAUCCAGCUUGACCAUGACUUUGUCCUGUUGCAAAAGACUUACGUUUCCCUGGCAAGCGUACACACAGUGUCCCUCAUCAACAGCAGUGGUAUACCUCUAAAAUACUGUUGGACAACAUGGCCCAGCCUGCAAGAGGAGGCCCUGAGCUUAUUGAGGGACAGCUCAAUGCUGAAGCAGAAGGAGGAGGAGGAGGAGGAGACAGAGCGAUUACUUUAUCAGUGUGAGUCCGAUCCGACAGAGAUCCAUCGCCUCCCGCUGCUGUCCAGAGCUUUGCAGGAACUCAGGAGCCAGGCUGUUAAGGACCAUCUUCUGGCCCUCUCACACAGCUGCAUAACUGUGGAACCAGCGGAGGGUGAAAUAUGGCCCAACAUGACAGCACAGUUCAGCAUUGUCUUCAAGCCAGAGGAGGCCAAAGUGUACCAACAAACCAUUUAUUGUGAUGUCGCAGGCCGUGAAUCUCGUCUACCUCUUACAAUAAAGGGUGAGGGCUUGGGACCUAAACUCCAGCUCAACUAUGACCUAAUGGACAUGAAAAACAUUUUCAUUGGUGACAAAGACAAUUAUGAGGUGCUGGUGUCUAACACAGGACUGACUGAUGCACCUUUCCAUUUCUCGAGCUCCGACACCACUUUUGGACGCUGUUUCUCCUUCAGCCCUGAGGAAGGUGUUGUUCCCUCUGGGGCCAGCCAGAUUGUGAUGGUGACCUUCCACAGUCGAGUCUUGGGAACUUUUUCUGAAGACUUGCUGCUAACUGUCACAGGACAGCCUCAGCCACUUACUUUGACCUUCAGGGGUUGCGUCAUCGGUCCAACAUUCCAUUUCAACAUUUCAGAGUUCAAUUUUGGAGAUGUAGCCUUUGGUUUCCCACAAACAUUGAUUUGUACCCUCUUCAACACCUCCUUUGUGCCCAUGACCUUUGCCCUGCGUGUCCCCGGAGAUGGAUCGGGGUUUCACAGCAUGACUUGUUCCAAUUGGCAGGGCAGCAACACUAGAGACCUGCGUGCAAAUCCUGCAGAGUUCACCAUCAGCCCUACAGCAGGGUCUGUGCGUGCUAUGUCAGAUGUCACCAUUAAGUUGAUGCUGUGCUCCAACACAGUCAAGAGAUACAGGCUGGCACUGGUGGUUGAUGUUGAGGGUGUCGGUGAGGAGAUCAUGACUGUGCCCAUAAAUGCCAGAUGUGUUGUAUCUGAUAUUCUUGUGGAGACUCCAAAGUUGGACUUCCAAAGGUGUUUCCUUGAUCAACUCUAUGAACUGCAAGUGCGACUGACCAACACCAGCUCUCUGCCAGCAUGUUAUGGCGUGCUUGACCAGGAACAUGAAGAGAGUCCAUCAGUGGUUUUUGGUAGUUCUACACCCAGAGGUGUUAUUCUUCCUUAUCGCUCAGAGGAGGUUCCUGUGUUCCUGCUGGCUAAGGCUGUUGGAAGACUGCAUCACACUCUACGCAUUGCAGUGUUUGGCAGCAUCCAGCCUCCACUGGUAGUGCCCUUGUCAUGUAUUGGGCAGGGACCGAUAGUUCAUGUUCAGAACCCUCAGUUGAAUUUCGGAAUAAUCCCUGUUCUGACAGACAUUACCAGAGCCCUGCACCUGUCAAACCAGUCACCUAUUCCAGCCCACUUUACAGCACGAGUGAAAUUCCAUAAAAAGCCCUUUUGGCGGGUUGAGCCCAGCGAGGGGGUAGUGCCACCAGAAAGCCAGCUGGAGCUUAAGGUAGUGGCUCACCUGAAGGACACUCUUAUUUUCCAGGCCAGGCUGGAAGUAUCCAUCCAGGACAGUCAAACACACACUAUCCCUCUGAUUGCCACAGGCACUGGCACUACAAUUGUUAGUGACAGGCCUUUUGCUCCCAGCCUUGAGCUAGGCACAUAUUUAAGCCAUGAGACAUGCCAAUACCACUUCAAACUGACCAACCAUGGCCAGCGAGGACACCGGCUUUAUUGGAGUAUUGAAGGCUUCCUGCCUUCCACAAAAACUCGCAAGGGGGCUAACUUGUCUGGCCAAACCAGGCUGCCCCCUAUCUCUGCUCCCAGAAAGAAGGACACUGUGGAUCAGGCAUCUUUGCUUCCUAGCAGAGAGCUCUCUGUGUUCAGCCUCAGUCCUGACCGAGUGGAGCUUCUCCCAGGAUGCUCUCUGGACAUGAUGCUGACAGGAUCUUCAGACUCACCCAAGGAUGUAAGGGAGCGUUUGGUGUGCCGUGGCAUUGUGGGUCACCAGGGCUGUAAAGAGCACAUCAUGUCUGUAGAUGUUACCUGUCGCUUUGUGGCUCCUAUGCUCAGCUUUUCUUCCAAGCAUCUGAACUUCUACAUAGAGAAGGUCCCUGGAGAGAAUCUGAUACCCCUGUAUGAGAAGCUGAUCUUGAAGAAUGUGUCCUCUCUGUCUCUAUCUAUCGAGCUCUCAACUGUAGAGCCGUUCUCUCUGUGUGAGGUCCAAGGAGCCCACAGCUCAGUGACUACUAAGUCCUUGGCCUUUGGUGAUGGAGGGCAGGCUGAGCUGUGGAUAAGCUUUAAUCCAGUUUACUGUCAUGAUCGGGUGUCACGAGUCGUGGAUCAGUUCCUUGAGGUACACUACCAGGGACACCCUCAGCAAGACAUGGUGGAGCUGCAUGCUGAGGUCCACUUUCCCAACCUCCACUUCCCCUCCACAACAGUGGAUUUUGGCUGUGUGCUUAACUGCACAGAGACUCAGAGAGUAUUCUCAAUCACCAACUGCUCCCCACUGCCUGUGUCCUACCAGUGGGCUUUCCUGGAAGACCACAAGCACGGCACCAUCAGCCCCAGUCCUGAUGCAAAUGAACCGAGCAGCGCAGAGAGAACACCACGUGUGGAAGAGGUGUUUGAUGUCUUACCAAUAUAUGGUCAUCUGCAACCUGGGGAUGAGCAGCUGGUUACAUUCUCUUUCUAUGGCCACAAAAAUGUCAGCAGAGAGUUGAUAGCGCAGUGCCAUGUAGAGGAGGGGCCUACAUAUGAAAUCACACUCAGAGGAGAAGCAUCAGUUAUCAGCUACAGCCUUGACACUACCCACGUUGGCUUUGGUCUGCUGCUUUUCGAUCAUGUAGGGGAGGCUGAGGUUACCCUAAGAAAUACUGGCAAGAUUGGCUUCAAGUUCAGCAUCAUUGACCUUCAAAGGGAGGAUGAGGAGGAGGCAGAUAAAGAGGCAAAGGGAUGGAUGAAGGCCCUGGAAGAGGUUGAGCAGCAGCAAGAUGCACAGAAACAAAAAGACAAUGAGGAAAAUGAGACAGGACAGGAGGUCAGGCCCGGCCAGCCAAUGGUCAUCCCCAACAUGGGUUACAUUGAUGCUGAUGCAGAGCAAUGCUUGCGUGUUCUCUACCUCCCGGGAGUUCCUGAGGUGUUUGAGAAGCGGCUUCAGCUGCAGGUGGCUUUCCUGCCACCACAGGAGAUCACUCUUACUGGAGAGGGAGUGUUUCCAAGGAUCAGCCUCAACUUGCCACAGAAUCUUUCAGAGGAGUGCUACAGUGAUGUGGUGCAGCAGGCCAGAGCAGCUGUGGAGGCAUAUAGAAUCAGAGAGGAGGGUAUGAACGGCCAUACCACUGAUGGAGGAGAAGCAACUACAGAGGACUCUGGCACUCUCACCUAUGAAGAGCUGCUUCACAUGGAGGUCGAGAAAGCACUGGUCAAACAGAAUGCUCUCACUCUGACUGAUAGCCUGCUGGAGCUCAGUGACUCACAGUGCUCCCCCAGAAAGUGGCAAAAACUCAGCAAGUUUGUGCUCCCAGAGUACGUCUUGGAUUUUGGUUUUGUAAUUCCAGGCAAAGUACUCAGUCACACUGUUCAUAUCACAAACACUGGGUCUGUCCCAGUGUCCUUCCAAGCCAACCUUAAAUGUCUAGCUGCCACAGGUUUCAGUGCAGACUUUGAAAGAGUGAAAAACCUGCCCUGCAGAGAGACAAACUCUUUCACAGUUAAAUUUGACCCCAAUGGAGCCAACCUGAAGAUGGGGGACACAAGUGUUGUCAUGCCAAUACAGGUUGCAGGCGGUCCAAUGGUUCAGGUGCGGCUGUGUGCAGCAGUGACUUUGCCCGCAAUCGCUGCUUCAACAGAUACUCUGCAGUUUGACACUUUGCAGUGUGGCAUGUGUCAGAUGAAGACAAUACAGCUGUCCAAUAAUGAGGCUGUGCCCUGCCACUGGAGCAUCACUGAGGAGGUGAAACCUUUCAGAAAGGUUGAUAAGUUUCUUCCACUCUACCAGCGCAAAAAAGCUUUGCAGGAGCAGCGACCACCGCCAGUGGUGUUUGAGAUGUUUCCAAGCUCAGGCAUACUGUCUCCUGGUGAACGUGUCAAUGUCCAGAUAAAGUUCAGCCCUGUUGAGGAGCAUUCCUACAACAGACAGCUUGUUGUCCAUGUGGCUAACAGCAACCAGCAGUUGUUCAUCAAAGCCUAUGGGCAGGCUGAGAAACCACGACUUGAGUUCUGCCCGCCAGUGCUGGAGCUGGAGCCUUGUCUGCCUCUCAGCACUGAAUCUGAAGCUGAGGUUAUAGUCAGAAACCCCUGCUCUUUUCCCAUUGAGUUCUACUCCCUGGAACUUGACAAUCAGUAUCUUGAGGAAGAAAAGAUCCUAUGUCUGAUGCAGGGUUAUGAUGAGAACAACACAUUACUGCUUCCCCCCAGGGCCCCUGGUGAAAGUCUCCCUAAAGAGUUGCUCGACUACUACAAGGAGUACAGUUCCCAACUGAAAGAUGAAGUCAUUUCAGAGAUUACAAGAGAGGGAAGCAGUGGGAGACUGGGGCAGCUUGAGAUGACACCUGUUUCCAGAGCAAUUGCUCGCCACAUGUGCAUUGACCUUUCAGCAGAGGGUCUGGCAGCACGCAACCGCAGAGGCAUUGCUAUUAUUGUGUAUGGAGCCCCACUGACAGGUAAAAGCAGGACAGCUGCUUCUCUGGCACGGCACUACGGAGGGACGUGUCUGAGUGUUGAUGCUGUGUUGAGACAAGCUCUGAUGAAUGGUACCUCUCCUGUUAGCCUGACUGCAAGACAGCUUUAUGACUGUGCUGCUGCCGAGUACGCUGAGAAAGUUGAGGAGGCUGCACAGACUACGAAAGGAACCACAAAAUUAGGACCUGCAGCCCAUUUUGAAGCCUCAGAUCCAUCUCCCAAUUCGGAUCCAGCUUCACAUGAUGCCGUAAAAGAUCCUAAAAAACCUGGUGAUGACAGCUGCAAUGACGCCCAGGCUCUUCAGGAGGCUGCAGUCUCAAGCUUCACCCUCUGCUUGGGAGGAGAUAUGACAACACUUAGUAGUCUUUUGCCUGAACAGCUACUGGCAGAUAUCCUGGCGGAAAGAUUUCAGCUAAGUGAUUGUUACCGUGGCAUAGUGAUCGACGGCCUACACUCUGUGUACACUCAAUCAGCAGCAACCACAUUACAAGUUGUUCUCAAGGCCCUGGAUAACCGUAAACACAUCUAUGCAGUCAACUUGUGUGACUCCUAUGUUGCUCUGAAAGCACGUGAGAGGGCACAGAAAGAAACCGAGGAGGCUCUGCAGAGAGAGAGAAGUUACAGAGAGGAGCAGUGGCUUAAGGAGCUUGAUGAAGAAGAAUAUGAUGCUCUGUCUGAGAAGGAAAAAGAGCUCAUUGACCUUCAACAAAUGCAGAAGUUAAAACAGCCCAAACUAAGGGAGCUAAAGCGAAUAAAGAAAGAGAAGGAAGAAAAGAGGCUGCAAGUGGAGAUGCAGAGGUUGAAAGAAGAAGAGCUGAAGAAGAAAAACAAAAAGUGUGGAAAGAAGGAUAGAAAAGAAGUGUCUCGGAAGAAGAGCUUGCUGGAGGGAAGGAAGUCAACAGAUUCACCAAAUGGAGGGAGAAUGUCUUCUUGUCACAACUCAAAAGAGUCUCUUGUGGACCAGAGGGAACAACAUAUUCCAAAUGAAGUGCAUCAUAGCAUAGAGGAAGAUGACUCACAAAAGCAGACAGCGGAGGCCAAAGAAGUACGAGAAGAGUCUCCUCAACUCACGAACAAGCUGGAAAAAGAAAAGUCCUGUGUGGAUGAGCUACAGACUCUGUUUAGUCUGUACGAGCAGAGCCAGGAACAGGUGGAGUACAUCCUACAGCACUGGGAUCGAGUUCAGGGCUUGUUACUGGUCCCAGAGACAGAUGAGACUGUUCCAGAAAAACAUACCCCUGUCUCUAAGAGGAGCAAGAAAGCCAAUAGUAAGGCUUUAUCGCCCAUGCCAUCACCAACUGAAGCAGACAAGACUGGAAACAGUGUGUCGGCACAGGACUUCAUCCCUCACAUUGUGCUAAAUGUAACAGGGAAAGACUAUCCAGAUGCUACAGAGCUGCUUAAUGGCAGAAUCCUGCCUCCACUAGUUGAGGUGUUAGAUGAUUUAGGGUUGGGACCCAGCGGGCCACCCAUCCCUCCUUCCACCACCUUGUCGAUAGUUCCAUUCCCCAAAAACAGGAAGCAGUCAAACAGUCAACUCAUCUGUGACUGUUUCACCUUCCUUGCUACCUCUGGGUUGGAUGAACAGGGUGAGGAGGAGAAGAAUUCAGAGGAUGAUGUACAGGUUGUAAAGGAGGAGACAUCUGUUAAAGGCCGCGGCAAGGGCAGCAAUAAGGAGAGCGCAUUAACCAAGGACAAGGAUAAAAAAGGAAGAGAGAGUCAGGAGAGCAAGAGACGGCCUUCACUGCAAGUCUCCCCUAGAUCUAGCAGCGCUGGACAGGAUCAACUACAAGGGAAUUUGGAGCUUAAACGCAGCCAGAGCCUGACAACAUUUCGCUGGGUUGUACCUGCCAACGGUACAGUGGUUCUGAAGAUCUGGUUCUACCCAGAGUCCCAAGGAAAAUAUGAGCAGAUCUUCAACUUUGAGCUUCUCGGGACCCAGAGAAACUACCAGCUGCUCUGCAGAGGACUGUGCACCUAUCCCUCUAUCUGCAAAGAUUACAAGAGUCUUUUUGCUCUCACUAAGAAGGUGCAACAGAUGGAAGAAGGGCUCCAGAAGUCAUAUGUCAUAAAACCUGGAUACUUUGAGUUUGGACCUUUGCUAUGUGGCAAGACCAGAGACAGAUACAAAGAAAAUCGGUAUCCAGAAAACAAAGAGAGACUUUUGAUUUAUAACAACUCAGGUACGGAGGCUGAAGUCGUGUUCAGUUUCCAGCAUGAUACCCAAGCCACCACGUAUUUACUCGACCCCCCAACCAUGACUCUCAAACCUGAUCAGAAAAAGGAGUUGACCGUGUGGGCCUACCCAACAAAAGUUGGACAAAUAAAGGACAGCCUAGUGUGCAGCAUCAAAGACAAUCCAGAGCCUGUCAUCAUAAACCUCUCCUGCUUAGGCGUUAGGCCAGAGCUGGAGCUGGAGCGCAAACAAUUUUACUUUGACAGGAUUUUGCCCCACAGGUGGGACAGCCGUAGUUUAAAAAUGCAUAAUAAGUCUGCUCUGCCUGUAUCCUGGAAACUGCAGGGAGUUGAGGAGUUGGGGGAUGAGUUCACUGUGCCACAGGAUCAUGGUGUCAUCUCACCUAACUCCUCCUUCGACCUGAUCUUGCACUUCAGGGCUCAGAAGCCUGUCUUGAUUAAGAAGAUCUUACGUCUAGAGGUAUCUGAUGUGGAGAAGAUUGUAGGAAUCCUACAAACUGAAAAUAUACAGGUCUCUGCUGAAGCCUAUAAUAUAACUCUGGACAUCUCACCAGAUGGCUGCUUAAACUUUGGAACAAUCAAAGUCUUUGACGAGGCCAAACUGACUCUAAGGUUGAAAAACAAAGAAAAAUAUGAAAUAGCCUACAAGUUUACGUGUCAGCGGACUGACCCGGCCCAGCCAAACCUAGACUCCAUGUUUACGGUGUCCCCCCAGAGUGGAUCUCUAAUGCCCCACCAGAAGCCAACAACAGUGCAGAUCACCUGCAGGCCUACUACAGAACUCUUACUGAAAGAUGAACCUGUCCUGCCUUGUGAGGUGAUCGAACCAAACAUUGGUAAGGUCGGAGAAACCAUAUCCAUCUUAGCCAUCAAGGUUUCUGUCCAGGCUCUCUUCUGCAGGUAUAAGAUCACACCUGCAUGUGACAUGAACUUUGGUCCACUGGUCCAUGGCUGCAAAAAAAGCCAGUUUCUUACUAUUGAGAACACUGGCGUCUUUGAGACCCAUUACACCAUCUCUCGCAUGACUAUGGAGCCUGCUCCACCAGGAAAGCCAGGUGAAAGCGGUCCAGGUAAAAAGAUGCUUCAAGAGAACCAUUCAGGGAGGCCCGCUGGUGCUAGUUGCAGAGAUAUGAGUCGUACUCAGAAUCGCCCCACCAUAGGUGCAUUCUCAGUGUCUCCGUGCACAGGAACACUGCAGCCUGGGUCUCAGCAGGUGGUGAUUGUGGACUGUCCCGCUGAUCAGCUGGGUAACUGGAGCCAGUUUCUGUACAUUGACAUCAGUGACCGUGACCCCUCAGACCAGCCUGAGGGCAUACAGUACAGACUGAUGGCAGAAGUCUGCAAGCCAGGCAUUGCUUUAGACACAGCGUCUAUCUUUGAAGAACACCAUCUGUGUUCCAACAGCAGUCAGCUCUCUUCUGAGCAGUUCUCUAAUGCUGAAGGUAUUUAUGUCCGAGAUGAGAACAAAUUCUUUUUCAACAAUGUCCUGGUUGGGCGAACUGCUAAGGCCUGCUUCAAACUCACCAACAACAGCAAGGUGCCCUGUAUGCUCCACUUGGCCAUCCGGUAUGUUUCUGCAAAGACACCCCGUACCAUGAAGUGUUUUGAUUUGUCUGCUACAACACUGAGCAUUCCCAGCCAGUCACACUCGUUCGCUGAGGUCACCUUUACACCACAGACGAUGCAGCUCUACAGUGCUGUCUUUGAGGCUACUAUAGAGGGAAUCAGCAGGUCCAGAAUGACACCGACAUUCAAGAGCAAGGUGCUGGAGUUUGACCUAAUGGGAGAGGGAAAUCUCCCCAGUAUGUGUGUGGUACGCCCAGCUCUGAGGAACAACCAAGGAAGCCCAAUGCUGCACUUCAGGAGGGUACUGGCAGGACGUAGACAUACCCUUCCUCUGGUGUUGCUAAAUGAUGGAAAUGUUCCAGCUAAGAUCCUGAUUGACAUGCUGGAUAAACAUCAAGUGUUCACCCUCAGACCUGCACCUGGCAACACUCAAAGCUCUGUUCACUCCACAAUGAUCGAGGGCCCCACACAUUCAGAGAAUCAGUUGGUGCACAGAGCCAGCCUGAGGCUGAAGGUUAACGAGCGUGCAGAGUUUGAUGUCAGUUUUUGCUCUGACAAGACCCUGAGUGUCAAGGCCAAGAUGUCACUGCAGGUGGAGGACAACCAGUACAGCAACAUCAUAAUAACAGUGACAGGAGAGGCUUACCAGGAAAUUGUCUCACUUGACAACAUCAGCAGGCCAAUCCAGGAGACAGAUCAGGAAGAUGAGGCGGGAGGUUAUUAUGAGGAGCUGAAUCUUGGUGACUGUCAUGUAGGCACUCCCCACCAAGAGAGUUUCACCAUGACCAACCACAGCAGCAGCAAGGUUGUGAGGUUUGAGUGGCCCCCUGCUGGACCCCAUGUCUUCUUUUCACCACAGGUGGGUCACCUUCAUGCUGGUUGCUCUAAGGAAGUGACUGUCACGUUUAGCUCCAAUCAGCCGGUAACUUUGACCAGCCAACCAAUGAAAUGCAAGCUUUGUCAGAUUGAGUUCCAGCAGCCUUUAGAGCAGGUGGCUGACUGGGACGACCGGCAGAGGACAGUGAAGUGGCUGAAUUCGACCAGGCAAGAAACACCACAGCAGCCUGUUAAAAACAAGGUGAUUAAGACAGAUCCUGAGCCCUGCUGCACCGUGGUUGACGGCUCUCAGUGGGAGAUGGAAUUGCGUAUCACUGCAGUUUGUGACUAUGUGAAGUUCAGCUGCAAAAUUGACACUAUUGAUUUCAAAGAUACCAUGCUGUACCAAACCAGGCUACACCAACUGCCAAUAGUGAAUCGAGGCACUGUCAAGCUGGACUUCACCUGGAAAGUCCUCAUGGAUCCUAGAAACAGUGGGGACCAAGGAGAUGGGAACCUCACCUCUCGACAAGGGAGUAGGUCAGUGGGUGUGGUAAGUGGAGCCCGUCCCUCCAGCGCUCUUGCCAGUGUAAUGUCUCUGAUGAUAGGGAAUCCUGAGCUUUCCCCCAUCAGUAUUGAACCCAGAAUAGGGGCCAUACUGCCUGGUGCUAUGGAACAUUUCAGCAUUCGCUUUUCACCUCUGGAGGUGGCUCAAUUUCAGGGCAGCCUGAUUUGCAGUAUUCCCAACCUGCAGGAAGGUGAUCAGGCUCCUUGUAUCUCAGUGAGUGGCCGCAGCCUGUUUCCCCACUACCACUUCGACUUGGAGGAUUCCAACUACAUCAACUACUGCCACCCUGAAUUAAGGGCCCAUCUAGAACCUAACACCAGGGUCAUAGAGAUUAAUGCGGUUGGCUUCUCUGCCCCAUCAACAAGAUGUUUGAACGUGGUGAACCCAACCAGUAAGCCUUACUCUUUCAAGUGGAGGUGUGAAGACACAGGUGACAGCCCAUUCUGCUGCCUCACUCCAUAUGGAAUCAUCAUGCCUGGGAAGAAAGUGGAAAUGCGUUUUGAAUAUGUAGCUGAGCAACUGGACGUGGUGGAGUCAUUCUGGAGCUUUCUGAUUGAGACUCUGUCGUUGUCUGUCCCCUUCCUGUGUGUUGGCACUGCCAGAGAACCAGUUGUCUAUCUCAGCAGACCUCAUAUUGACUUUGGAGAAGUCCUUGUUGGUCGCAAAAUGGAACAGACAGUUGAUCUGGUGAAUGGAGAGGAUGAACCUUUCCACUUCUCUGUCCUGCAGUCAUCUCUCAUCAGUGACGAUCAGGAGUCCACCCUCAUUUUGAAGCCCAUGACUGGAACAUUGGAACCCAAAGACAGGUUGCCUUUGUCAGUAUCCUUCACACCUUGCUGGGAUGGCUGUGUGAGCUUCAGAUUGGUUCUGAGGGCAAAGAGGAAGUCAGAGCCACUUACAUUGACAGUGAAGGCCAGUUGUUUCACCAUUUCCGUUCAAGUUGAAAAGCCAGGCGGGGGUCUCAGAGAGAUCAAACCUAACCAACAAGAAUCUCUGGACUUUGGAGAGGUGGAGAUUUUGGAGCAAUCAUUUGUUAAUCUGAUGGUGUCCCAUCCGGCAAAAUUCAGUCUGGAGAUGAACUUUGACCUUACUGGUCCCAGCGAACUGCUUCAGCAUUUGGAGGCAAAACCACAACAUGCUACUCUUGAGUUUGGAAAAAGGCUACAGUCCUCACUCUUUUUCAGCCCCCAGAGCAUUUGUAACCUAGAGGACGUCAGACUGAGUGUAAAGGUAAAGCAUGGACCAGCAUUUAUCUUCAACAUAAAAGGCAGGGCUGUAGCACCCAGCCUUCAAUUUUCCUUCAACAAGUACAACUUUGGCAAGUGCUUUCUAUACAGUCCUGACACAGUGCCGGCCUCACAGACUCUAGUGAUAAGCAACAAAGGCGAAAGGGACAUUAGUAUCCAGUGCAAGUACAAGAAUACCUCUUACCUGGAGAUUGACUUCAAACAUGAUAUUUUGUUCCCUGGUGCUGUGAUGGACAUACCAGUCAGGUUCUAUCCCCGUGAGGCUGUCCGUUACCAUGACAAGCUCAUCUUCAUCUUAAACAGCGGUGUCACAAAACAAGUGGACAUAUUGGGGCAAGGCGUUGAGAGGAGGUUGGAGGUGGAAGAUCCCAAGCAAAGGAAAGUGAAACUAGGAUCUUUGAUGAUUGGUCAGAAGGUGAAAAAACAAGUGGUUCUGGUGAACCGCAGCGCUUUAGAUAUUUCCUUUACUCUGCUGCUCAGCACAAACACAUCGUUGGACCAAAAGUAUCUGUUGUUCAGUCCUGCAGGUGAGCUUAGCCUGAAAGCCAGAGGUGGUUCAUGUAAUGUUGAGAUCCAGUUCUCACCAAACCAGCACAUACCCCCCUUCAGCGCUGAGCUGCAGGCCCAGUUUCCAGGCCUGUUGCACCCCCUGCUGACCAUCCAGGGCAGCUGCAAGGUUGUGGAGGUCCAGCUGGACCAGGACCACUUAGCCUUUGGAGCUGUUGUCCAGGGCUGCCAGGCCAGGAAAAAGAUAGUUAUGAUGAACUCUGGGGACAUUGGAGCCAGAUUCCACUGGAAGACGGACAGUUUUCCUCAAGAUCUGUCCAUUGCACCAGCUAAAGGCUAUAUCUCUCCAGACAAGGAGGUCCUUUUUGACGUGACCUUUAGCCCCGUAGAACUGAGUAAUGACACAAGAUAUGAGAACGUGUUCUGCUGUGUGGAGGGCUUCUCCUCCCCUGUUACCUUUACUGUGACAGGAUCUUGCAUCGUAGCUUCCACCAGCAAAGAGGUGGUGAAUUUUGUUUGCCCAGUGCGUGGCUCUCACACACUGACUCUUCCAGUGUUCAACCCCACAAGCCAUCACUGCAGCAUCAGGCCCGUCAUUGAGGGUGAACAGUGGACUGCUAAGCCCUCUGUGACCAUGGAACCUUUUCAAAACAAGACCUGCAAGAUCACCUACAAACCACUGACUAUGACUGCUGAUAAAAAGAAACACUUGGGAUCAGUCUUUUUCUCCUUCCCUGAUGGGAGCGGUAUGCUGUACACUCUACAGGGAACUGCUGAGCCUCCCAAGGCAGAGGACACCUUUCUGCAUGAACUGCCAGCCAAGACUCACCACACACUGAUGCUCCCAGUACACAACUGGCUCUCCAAGCAACAGCGAUUUCGUGUGCUGAUGGAGAUUCUGAAACCUGACAAGACAGAUGCCACAAUGUCCCUCAAGGGUCUUGAAUACAUUGAUGUCCCUGCCUUGACCAAACGGGACUACAAGAUGUCUUUCUUUGCUUACAAAGAGGGGCACUUCAACACCAAGGUGACAUUUAGUAACGUGACCUCCGGUGAGUAUUUGUUUUACCUUGUAACAUACAAGGUUACAUCUCCAGGAGUUUUGUCUGAAAUAAAGCUGGAGACAGCGGUCCGUCGGACAGCCUUGGCCACUGUGGAGGUGGAGAACCCCCUGACCACAGCUACCUGCCUCAGCACUGAGUGUAACUGUCCCGACAUCAGUGCUCCAACCCAGCACACGGUGCCAGGACAGUCCAAGAGUUCUCUGAGCUUUGAGUACAAGCCCCUGCGUGCAGGCAGGUCUACAGCCCGGCUGACUCUCAGUAGUAAUGAUCUGGGCUACUUUCACUACGAUCUGGUCCUCAAAGCUCUGCCCCCUCCACCUGAGAAAACUGUCCAUUUCAACACUUGUCUGGGCAGCAGCCACUCUGUUCCCAUUAAAUUCAUCAACUACUCUCACUUCAAAACUGAGUACUCAUGCAAGACUGAUUGCCCGGACUUCAUAGUGGAAGAGAAAGUUGGUGCGUCUCCGGGUUCCCAUGCGGGGUCAGAGGCCAGCAUGGAAGUUUGUUUUGAACCGCAUCAGCUGGGAGAAGUAAGAGGCCAGCUCAGCCUGGCCUCAGGAAUUGGGGGAGAAUACAUCUUUCCCUUACAUGGGAUCUGCCACUCUCCCAAACCCCAGGGCCCAUUUAGCAUCAAGGCGGGUCGCAACAUCACUAUACCCUUCAAGAAUGUGUUCCUGCAGACCACUGCUUUCUCUUUCCAGGUUGACAACCCCUGCUUCACGGUCAAAGAAGUGGACACCAUUGUCUCCAAAAAGACCUACAACAUCCUGAUCUCCUUUAGUGCCACUUCAAGAGGCUCUGCAGGGCCUUGGUUUGGCAAGCUGACCAUCUCCAGCCAGCGUUCUGAAGGCCACAGCAAGCCCUGUUCUUGGGUCUACUACCUGAGGGGCUACCGCCCAGAGUCAUCAUAGAGCGAUGUUAAUGCACACUUUACACAUGUAGUCGUCUGUGCACACACACCCAAAAGAAAAGCUCAUGCCAAAAGAGAGUUGUAGACGGCUUAUUUAUUUACGCUUGAACCCUAACUUUGUAAGCCAUAAUAACAAAUAGGGGCAAUUGUGUCUAAUGUGUCUAAUGUGUCUAAUGAUUUCAACACUUUUUGUCCUUUCUUUUUUUAGUUCAAUAAAUUAUACUAGGUGUAUGUGACAAAUAUAUGGGGGGGGGGGGUUGCAGUGAAGUCAUGUAACAUUGGAGGUGGGGAGUGGAGGCUUUUUUCUUUCUCCCCCUAUAUAUUCUCUGAAAGGUUAAUAACAAAACAACAUUUAACUUUCAGUGUUGACGCCCAAUUAAUAUUUGUAAGAGGAAAGAAACAAGCGGUGGUAAGAUGUGCAUUAGAACAAGGGAGACAUUUAAGACUUUGGCAAUAAUUGUUAAAGCAUGCAGGGACCAACUCAGCUUAUAUCCAGUGACUUGCAAACAUCGCUUCACGUCUUAUAAUCGGAUUACUUUUGAGUGUUGGGAUGAGUUUCCAAAAUUGAAAAAAAAUAAAGAAAUACCCAAGAUCACAAGGCCCUGUCCUGCUGCAGAUAAAUCUGACAAAAGCCACAGCCUGGGGUCACAUUGGGUUUUAAUACCAAAGAUUGAGGCACAGCAGUAACAGUAACAUUGUUAUAGCUUUACAACCAGAUUCAUAAAAAGAAUUAAACUGUCUAAGACUUCACAUUACGCACGGCCUUCAGACAUUUCCAAUCAAAUCAGCAUCCAUCAACCAUACAUUUAAAUAAUAACAUUAUUAUAUAAAAUACGUUAUUAUAUUGUUCAGUCAUUUGACAAAAAGUUCCUUUUCUAUGCACAUUCACUCGUAAACUUCAGAAUGUCGUUAUGAUUGUGAAAAUUAGAAAGUUGUUUAUUAAUCACUAAUGAUCAUCUCUUCAUCAACACAUUAGAAACUCCUGAGUGCUCAACAAAGCUACAGGACUUCUCAUUUGUUGUGUUUUAUUCCUUUAAAGGGAUAUUAUUCUUUAAAUAAAAACAUAGUCCAAAAGUAAAUGGUUCUCCGACAUCAAGGGAAAGCGGUGACAUUUUAUAAAAUAUACAGCAUACGCUUAAACCAAAAUGUUUUUAGAUGUAGAAUUUUAAAAAUGUUUCUCAUGAGCCAGUGUAAUAGUUAUGCUUCCUGCUGUGCUGCUGUCCUCUACAGUACUUAGUACACUCACUUUGAUAAGUACUUCAUACAACCCCUAUUAAAAAAACACAA